Messenger RNA from Fusarium musae, 552 nucleotides. RefSeq lists its product as uncharacterized. The record is from RefSeq and is a predicted model, not a curated record. Bases 1 to 552 code for a protein of 183 amino acids. The transcript has a single exon. NCBI's taxonomy places the organism in Eukaryota, Fungi, Ascomycota, Sordariomycetes, Hypocreales, Nectriaceae.
AUGUAUGUGCACUGCCCAUCUACGCCAGAGAAGUUGCUGACAGGACCAGGGAACACUGUGGUCGAUAACUGGGGUAAGCUCGGAGUUAAAGACAACGAGGUCCUAGAUGGCUUCCCAAACCAUUCCGGAAGACGUAACAACACGUUUCUACGUAACUACCUUGCACCCUAUGUCAAUGAAACAAGCCUUAUUGCACAGAAGGCUGCAUAUCGAGCGGGUGUUAUUCCGUCAAGACGCCAGGGAAGGCCUGUCACAAACGAUCCGGAUAUCGCGGAUGCCUACUUGGAUGUCAAAGUCAGCGAUGGACAUGUCGUUGUUAAUGUGACUAACUUUGACGAUGUGGACUUCAGAGACGUUGUUUUCCGUAUCUCAGGCCCUGGGGUCAUGUUCACAAGAAAGUCUACCCCUCGCUCAAUCCCGGCCGAUGGUUCUGCAGCAGCGGUGUAUACUUUCUCUGGUUCCCCAAAGGCGAAUGCCAUCGCUUGGGUCAGCUAUGUGAACCCGAGGACGCGAGCAUAUAGCAGAGAGAAGCAGUUUUCCGUCCCUAUGUAG